Messenger RNA from Pistacia vera, 6372 nucleotides. Its product is annotated as probable disease resistance protein At4g27220. The transcript is spliced from 7 exons. NCBI's taxonomy places the organism in Eukaryota, Viridiplantae, Streptophyta, Magnoliopsida, Sapindales, Anacardiaceae. The record is from RefSeq and is a predicted model, not a curated record. The coding region runs from base 69 to 4478 and encodes 1469 amino acids. Gene Ontology annotation, molecular function: ATP hydrolysis activity; ADP binding.
GUCAGUGGCUUUCCUUGUUUAAACCAGAAAGAAAAAAAAGAAAAAAAAAAAGUUGCAAGAAAUAGGUAAUGGCUGAAUUAGCAACUGCUGCUGGUUCCAAAGCUGCAGAAAAAGUUACAGAGACCUUGUAUGAUUUCAUUUGUCGGAAGAUUUCCUAUGUGUUCAAGUACCAAAAGUAUAUGGAGAAGGCAAAGGAACAAGUUGAGGAGCUCAGAAGUCGAAGACAAGAUCUGGAAGCAGAUGUUGGCGUUGCUGAACAACAAGGGGAAGAUAUUUACAAUGAAGUUAAAGACUGGCUGAGGGGCGUGGAAGGUUUCAUGGAACGUGAAGUAAAGCUUGUUGAUGAUGAAGAUAAAGCAAAGAGGCGCUGUUUUAAAGGGAUGUGUCCUGAUUUGAUGAAGCAAUACAGGCUCAGCAAGGAUGCAGAGCAGGUGGCAGAGGAUGGAGCCAAGCUCUUGGAAAAAGGAAAAUUCAGUGGAGUUUCCCACCCCCCUAUUCUAAGGAGGACAAAAUCCAUAUUUGUCGGCGAGGACUAUGAGAGCUUUCACUCAAGAGAGUCCAGUUUCCAGGAUAUCAUGGAGGCAUUGAAGGAUUCCAAGGUUAAUAUGAUUGGAGUGCACGGGAUGGGUGGUGUGGGCAAAACCACUCUGGUCAAAGAAGUUGCUUGGAGAGCCAAGGAAGAUAAUAUAUUUGAUGAGGUGGUAUUUACAGAGGUAACACAAACUCCUGAUCUUAAAAAAAUUCAAGCCGACAUUGCUGGUCUAUUGGGCAUGGUAUUUAGAGACCAGGAGAGUCUAUCUGGAAGAGCUGAUCAAUUACGUUAUAGGUUGAAGAAAGCCAAGAGAAUCCUUGUAAUUGUGGAUAAUAUCUGGAAGAAGCUUGACUUGAAGGUUGUUGGGAUUCCUUUUAGCUAUGAUGAGAAACGUAGCAUCCAGCAAGACAGGAAAGAAAGCAACGAUGAGCAAGUGCGAUGCACAAUAUUGUUAACAGCUAGAACACAAGUUGUAUUAAAACAAAUGAAGACUCAGAGGAAUGUAUUUGUUGAGCCUUUGGAUGAUGAUGAUGCAAGAAAUUUGUUUGGAAAAGUUGUUGGUGAUUUAACAGAUAGGUACGAUAUAGCAGCUGAAAUAGUCAAAAAAUGUGCAGGUUUACCACUUGCAAUUACAACAAUUGCAAAUGCUUUAAAAGGUAAGAGUGAUUAUGUAUGGAGGGAUGCAUUACAUCAGUUAAAAAGUUCUAAUCCAAGAUGUGUUCCUGAUAUGGAUGACACUUUAUACUCAGCUAUAGAACUGAGUUACGAAUUGCUGAACAGUGAAGAAGCAAAAUCACUACUUCGACUUUGUGCUCUGUUUAAUGCGGGUAGUCAUAUAGAACUAUUUUCCUUGCUGGCAUAUUGUAUGGGUUUGGGCUUGUUUCAUGGUGUUUAUACUCUUAACGAUGGAAGGAAUAGAAUCAAGUCGCUGAUUGAUUCUCUGGAAGCUUCGUGUUUAUUGUUGAAAGGUAACAGUAACGAAACGGUCAAAAUGCAUGACAUCAUUCAUGCUGUUGUUGCAUCAAUUGCUAAAGAGAAACGUAUGUUUAAUAUUCAAGAUGGCAAUGGCUUUAAAGAAGGGCUGGUGAACGAAGUUUACAAAGAUUCGGUUGCAAUUUCUCUGCCUUAUAUAGACAUUGAUGGACUUCCUGAAAGGGUAAAGUUUUCGAAUCUUGAGUUAUUUACUUUGUAUCUUGAAGAAGGUCAUCUUUUACAAAUCCCAAACCACUUUUUUGAAGGGAUGAUGGAACUCAAAGUUCUAGAUUUGGAGGAAGUUCAUUUAUUACCACCACCCUCAUCCUUUCUUUGCCUAACAAACCUUCAAACAUUGAGUCUGAUGUAUUGCACUUUAGGAGAUAUAACAAUGAUCGGAGAGCUAAGCAAUUUACAUAUUCUUAGUUUUGUAUGGUGUGAAUUCGAACAAUUGCCUGAAAGUUUUAGACAAUUGACGCAACUAAAGUUAUUAGAACUAACCAAUUGUCCAAAGCUUAAAGUAAUCACACCAAAUGUCAUAGCCAACUUGUCUCUAUUAGAAGAGCUAUAUAUAUAUAAUAGCUUUGAUCAAUGGGAAGUUGAAGGACGGAAUAACGCGAGUCUUGUUGAGUUGAAGAGAUUGUCUAAAUUGAACACUUUAUGCAUACAUAUCUCGAAUCUGCAGCUUAUACAGCAGGACUUUAUCCCUGAGAAUUUAGAAAAGUAUACAGUACAUAUUGGAGAUGCAUGGGAGUGGUCUUAUGAAUAUGAACCCUCGAGAACAUUGAGACUCAAGUUCAAUAGAAGUCUUCAUUUGAGGUAUGGGGUUGAAAUUUUGCUGGAGAAAGCUAAAUAUCUCUAUCUAGAUCAGCUAGAUGGUGUUAAGGAUAUACUUUGGGAAAUUGACAGAGAAGGUUUCCCACAAUUAAAGCAUCUCUCUGUACAAAAUAGUUCUGAAAUUUUGUAUAUUGUCAACUCAAUGGGAUGCACUCCUUCUAAUGAUUGCUUUCCAAUCUUAGAAUCAUUGUUUCUUGUUAAUCUAAGUAAUAUGGAGAAGAUAUGUUGCAGCCUAGUCAAUGCGAAGUCUUUCAGCAAAUUAAGAAUCAUAAAAGUAGAAAAGUGUGACAGGUUGAGGUAUCUCUUCUCAUCCUCUGUGGCCGAAAACAUCUCUCAGAUACAAGAAAUCGAAGUAACUGAUUGCAAGGAGCUAAAGGAGAUUAUUGGUCAAGAAAUUGCAAACCAUGUUGAUGAAAACGAAAGGAAUUGUAAGGUUGAGUUUAAACUAUUGCAUUCCCUAGUACUACAAUGCCUGCCACAGUUCAUAAGUUUUGGCUUGAAAGUUGUGUUGCCAAGAUUGGAGAACCUGAAACUAUCCUCAAUUAAUAUCGAGAACAUAUGGGUUGAUCAACCAAAACCAAUACCUUCCUAUAUUGAAUGCUUAAAAAGCUUAUCUGUGGAGGACUGUAAUGGUUUGAAGUUUAUGUUUUCAUCCUCCAUGGUCAAAAGUCUCGUGCAACUCCAAAAGCUUGUGAUAUGCAACUGUAAGUCGAUGGAAGCAGUAAUAUUUGACUCAAAAGGGUUAGAAGGAGAAGACAAGAUAAUUGAUAUGAGUUUUCCAAAACUAUUCUACGUAAAGCUUGCAUGUCUUCCAAAACUCACAAGAUUUGGCACUGGAAAUUCAAUUGAAUUCACCACCUUGAAUGAACUUCACAUUGAGAGUUGCUCUAAUUUGAAGAUAUUCUUCCACAAUUCUUCUGGUGUAGAGAGGCUAGGAAAGGAACUUGAUGAAUUUAUUUCGACGAAAAAUAUUACUGAUGUAAAUCCCCUUUUCGAUGAAAAGGUUGUUUUUCCAAGCUUAGAGAAGAUGUUUCUCUCACACCUGGAUAACUUACACUUGAUAUGGCACAACCAACUCCAUGCAGAUUCCUUUGGCAAACUAAAAGAAGUGAGAGUCGAAUUUUGUGAAAAAUUGAUGACUAUUGUUUCUUCUAAUUCUGCUCAAGGACUUCUUACCUUUCACAAUCUAGAAACAUUAAUUGUUGAGAAUUGUUGGAGUAUGAAAAGUCUAUUCCCAGUUUCCAUAGCUACCGGUCUUUUGCAACUUAAAGAGCUUAUGAUUUUCUCUUGCGGGUUGGAGGAAAUUGUUUCCAAGGAGGAAGCAGAUGGGACCCCUAUAUUUUUGUUUCCUCAGUUAACCUUCCUCGGACUUGAUAAUUUACCGAAACUCAUACAUUUCUACAUGGGGUUGCAUACAACAGAGUUGCCAAUGCUAAAAUUGUUGAGGGUGUAUAAUUGUGGAAAAGUAAAAGUAUAUGCUUCAGAUGGAGAGAGCCAACCUGCCCUGUUUUCGUUUGAAAAGGUGAUACCCAAUUUGGAAAACUUGGCUUUAAAUGGUGAUUACAUUACAUCCAGGUGCCUUGAUCGUAUUCCAGCUAGAAGCUUUUUGAAACUUAAAUUUCUUUCAUUGGCUUACCUUGAUAAGGAGUCAGUAGCAUCUUGGUUUGGUGUUCUUAAAAAAUUGUACCAUCUGAAUUCACUCUAUCUAUACGGUUGUACUUUCCAAGAACUAUUCCCAUAUGAAGAAUGUCUAUGCAAAAAUGAUUCCCAAGUGGACACAUUUCUUCAAAAUCUUCAAACUCUGGAAAUAUGGAGCUGUCAUCGCUUGACAUAUUUAAUGUCAUCCUCCACAAUUUCCUUCAAAAACAUUAAGAAUUUGGAAGUCCACUGUUGUAAUGGAUUGACUAAUAUAUUAGCAUGCUCAGUAGCGAGAGCUCUUGUCCAUCUCACAACAAUUAGAAUAACAGAAUGCAAGUUAUUGACAGAGGUAAUAGCGACUGAGGUCGAGGCAAUGGAAGAGGAGAUGGUUUUCAGCCAAUUGAAAAUUCUGGAGCUUCAUUGUUUAACAAGCCUCACAAGCUUCAGCUCGGCCAAUUGUGCUUUCGAAUUCCCAUGCUUAGAGCAAGGUAAUUGUUAGUCAAUGCCCCAAUUUGAAGAUCUUUUCCCGAGGAGGCUUGAGCACACCAAAAUUAAGGAGAGUACAACUAACAAAGAAGAUUGAUGAAGAAUAUUUGUGGAAUGAUGACCUUAAUUCCACUGUCCAUCAGAUGUUUACAGAUAUGGUUGGUUUCCCCAACUUAGCAUAUCUACGGCUAUCUGCAUUCCCCACAUUAGAAGAUAGAUUUUGGAACGCCAAAGUUCCUACCAGCUUCUUCUACAGUUUAAAGUGGUUGGUUUUGGACAUGUGCUUGGACACGUCAUGUGGUAUUCCAUUCAAUGUAUUGUGCAACUUAAAAAAUCUUGAAAAAUUGGAAAUAAGAAGUUGUGAUUCACUGAAAGAAGUGUUUGAUAUGGAAGGACAAUUAAAUGUUGAUGGACAUACAUUGAAGAAAAGUCAUCAGGAAGUUUUGGCCUUCAACAACCUGAAAUCCUUUGAAGUUCACAAUUGUUGUAGCUUGAGACAUAUAUUUACUCCAUCUAUCAUUUUGGGUCUUGCUCAACUGAAAGAGAUAGAAGUAAUAAACUGUGCUUUGAUAGAAGAAAUCAUCUCGAAAGAAGAAGAAAAUGAAGCAGACAUUGAGAAAAUUAUGAUAACCCAAUUGAACUCCAUUAUUCUUGAGUCAUUGCCUAACUUGACAAGCUUCUAUUCAGGAAUGAAUACUUUGGAAUGUCCUGCCUUGAAAGCUAUUACAGUAGCCAAGUGUCCACAGAUUGAAACAUUUGUUUUUGCUGAUAUAAAGCACCAAUCUGACAAUAUUGUGCCCCUUCUUAGUGAAAAGGUUGUAUUUCCAAGCUUGGAGGAGAUGUUUCUCUCACACUUGGAUAACUUACAGUUGAUAUGGCACAACCAACUCCAUGCAGAUUCCUUUGGCAAACUAAAACAAGUGACAAUCAAAUUUUGUGAAAAAUUAAUGACUAUUGUUCUAGCUAAUAAUAGUCAAGGACUUCUUACCUUUCAGAAUCUGGAAUCGUUACAUGUUAAGAAGUGUUGGAGUAUGAAAAGUCUAUUUCCAGUUUCCACAGCUACUAGUCUAGUGAAACUUAAAGAGUUGAGGAUAUACUCUUGUGAGUUGGAGGAAAUUGUUGAAAAUGAAGAAGUAGAGGGGGCCCCUUCCCUUGAUUUGUCUGGAAAGGUCAUGCCCGAUUUGGAAUCAUUGUCUCUGAAUGUCGAUGCCUUUAGACUGCAAACUAAAAGACUAUUGGAGGGAUUCUGCAAACUAAAAGAACUCUGUUUGCGUGAAUUAAAUGAUGAAUCAAUUCCAUUUUUCUAUGGCUUCCUCAAAAGGUUAUACAGUUUGGAAAUCCUUACUCUACGUGAUAUUAGGUCCAAAGAGCCAUUCCUAUAUGAAAGAGACGCAACAAAAGAAGAUUCUCAAGUGGAUCCAUUUCUUCCACAUCUUAGAGACCUGAGAAUAUGGACAUGUCAUGAUUUGACACAUUUAUGGACAUCCUCAGUAUCUUUCACAAAUCUUACAACUCUGGAUGUAUCUGAUUGCGAUGGAUUGGUAAACAUAUUUACAUGCUCAACUGUCAAAUCUCUUGUCCAACUCACAAAAAUGUCAAUAGGAGAAUGCAAGUUAUUGAAAGAAGUAAUAGUAGGUGAAUUUAACGAGAUAGAAGAAGAGAUCGUUUUUUGCCAAUUGAAAACUUUGGAGCUUUAUUGGUUAUCAAGCCUCAGAUGCUUCUGCCCAACAACACGUGCCUUCAAAUUCCCAUGCUUGGAACAAGUAAUUGUGAGUGGAUGUUCAAAAUUGGAGAUCUUUACUCAAGGAAGUUUAAGCACGCCAAAUUUAAAAAAAAUACGAAGUUGGCUUGGUAGAGAGUAUGUUGUGAAGGAUGAUAUGAAUUCCACAAUCCAACAAAUGUUUACA